UGCAUGACUUCCUUGUUUUUGUUAAGUUACGUUAAGCAGGUCUGGCUGGCUGGGUUUCACAGUGUGUGUGUGCGCUCAGGUAGUACGACUGACAUCAGAAUUCUGAGCUCAGGCAGCCUGAUGAAGGAGGGGGGGUCCCAUGGAAGAGCUGAAAUCAUGACCUUCAGAGCACACAGGGCGAGUUGGAGGGAAGUGGAGCUGGCAGAGGUAGAAGAGGAUGAGGAGGAGACCGAGUUUGAAAACCAAACUGCAGGCAAUGGACUGUCUUCACUUGGGUGGUACCAUGCAAACCUCUCUCGCCAUGCAGCUGAAGCUCUGCUGCUUACAAAUGGACAAGAUGGAAGCUACCUCCUGAGAAACAGCAAUUCCAAAUCAAACAGCUACUCACUCUCUGUCAGGGCCAGGGAUUCUGUAAAGCAUUUUGAGGUUCUGCAAUGUGGAUCUUUUUUCAAGUUCGGCUUCAAUGAAUUCCCUACGUUAAAACAAUUUGUAGAGCAUUUUGCAAACCAACCUUUGAUUGGAAGUGAAUCAGGCACCUUAAUUUUAUUGAAACAUCCCUAUCCUUGUACGGUAGAAGAGCCUUCAAUAUAUGAGUCUGUCCGUGUUCAUACAGCAAUGCAGACUGGACGUUCUGAAUCUGACCUUGUUUCUGUCGCACCCUCAUUGGGUACCAAAGAAGGAUAUCUUACAAAACAAGGAGGACGUGUAAAGAGCUGGAAAAACAGAUGGUUUAUACUGAGUCGAAAUGAGCUGAAAUACUUUAAAGACAAGGUGUCUGCAGAGCCAAUUAGAACGCUUGACCUUACAGAGUGCAGUGCUGUACAGUUUGAUUAUUCACAAGAGAAGGUCAACUGUUUCUGUAUGGUAUUUCCUUUAAGGACAUAUUACCUUUGUGCAAAGACCGGAGCAGAAGCUGAUGAAUGGAUUAAGAUGUUACGAUGGAAAAUGUCACAGAUAAAGAAACAGGCACAAUAAAGGAAACAGCUGAUCCUUACUCCUGGAAAAUGCCCAUUAGUAAGAAGGCGCAACCUCAGUGACUUUUUCCUGUCAAACUAACGGUACCUCUUACGUAACUAAAUCCACACAGUGACUAAUACUUGGUACUACAAUUUAGUAAAAGAGUAACUGUUUAUUUUAACUGACAUCUGCUAAGACCAAUUGACAGGCAACCCAAAAAUGUAUAAAUCUGUAUAAAGAUAAAUUAUGUCUACCAGCAGUUCACUUAUGUCCGCUUGUGUCACCUACUGUUACUAGUGAUAGGCAAAUAAAUGGGUUUGCGACAAAUUUCUGCAUUUUGUCGACCACAAAUAGAUUUGCAAAACUGAAGCGAAAAUUUGGCGCAACAGAAAAAAAAAUUGGUGCUCGUCAAAAUUGUCAGGCGCAUAAGAAUUGUUGCUUCAAAAUUAUUCAGACGCCCAUUGAUUUUAAUGCAUUUGGACAAAAUAGUAGAAAAAUUGUCGCACAUCAAAAUAGUUUUGACACCCAUUGACUUCAAUGUUUUGCAAAUUUAUCGUCGUUUCACUAAUUUUGUUGACGUUUCGCUAUAUUUUUUGCCUAUCACUAAGGGGCACAUUUACUUUGGGUCGAAUAUCGAGGGUUAAUUAAUGGGUUAAAGGUUAACCGGCGAAGU
Messenger RNA from Xenopus laevis (African clawed frog), 1630 nucleotides. It is a transcript of the gene dapp1.L, whose product is annotated as dual adaptor of phosphotyrosine and 3-phosphoinositides L homeolog. Lineage: Eukaryota; Metazoa; Chordata; Amphibia; Anura; Pipidae. Bases 4 to 975 code for a protein of 323 amino acids. The transcript is spliced from 9 exons. The record is from RefSeq and is a predicted model, not a curated record. Gene Ontology annotation, cellular component: membrane; cytoplasm.